CAAGGAUGGGUAGACAGCCUUCAGAGUGAUUAGGAUGGCGCCGAGAGGAGACCAUUUUGAUACCCAUGUCUUCUCUUCCUGGACUUGUCAGUGGGAAGCCCGUCCAUCUGUAAUCUGGAGGGGUCCUGUUGGCUCCCAUUUGUUUACUCUGCCAGGGAUGGUUAACCACUGCCGUGCACAAUAUGCUCACGGCCGCUUCUACUUCAUAUCUAAUAUCAAUAGAUGGGAAACACUGGUUCUUGACCCCAUGACAAUGGAUUUUUCUACUGUUGAUGGCCCUCCCGUGGACAGAGUUUGUGAUGAAGACAUAUGUAUCGUGGAGGCAGAUGAAGGCAGUCUCGGGAUGUUUCUAACGUACCAAGACUAUGACACAAGCAAGAUCAUUUAUUGGCAAAGUGAAGGUGAUAUUUCCGGACCAUGGCGGGAAGAGAAAAGAAUUGAUGUAGGUGACAUGUGCAGAGUUUUUUCUUCCGAAGGGAGACAUGUAUUUGGAUAUGAUACUAUUGCAUGUUUCUCAUUGGUUGCCAAAGCAUUGGAGCUCGAGAGGCUAUGUUACAUGAUUCUGGAUGAGGCGUACCCAUAUAGCAAUCUUCCACUACCGUACGCAUUACCCACCGUGGCAUCAGGCCCCAAAGAGACGCAGCAGACCAGAACGAUUGUUGAGGAGAUGGAGGAUGCUCAGGAGAUGGAGGACGACGAGUACCCAUUCCAGGACCUUGCAGUGGAUUUUCAGUUACUAGAAGAGGAGAACGACAACGACGACGACUUCUUGUCAGAGCCUACAGUGACUUUUGAGUUAACAGUCGAGGAGACAAAGAAGCAGGUGGCCGCCUCCAUUGGACACUCGAAUGUCUGGAACUCGCACCCAAAGAACUACGGCUCCGGAUCCAUGCCGUGUCUGUGGCAACUCACAUGGCCUGAUCCGCAAGUACGGGCUGAUGUGCUGCAGGCAGUGUUUCCGCAGCAACGCAAGGACAUUGGCUUCAUCAAGGUAUGCGGCAGCCACACCGUUGGUGGAUUUCCUGAAUCCCAUGCCUGAAUUUUAUAUCGGCCGAGCGAUAGUUUAUGUCACUCCAUGCUUGCUUUGCAAUGUUACAUGAUUUGUCAACAAGGCUUCUCUGUAUGGUGAACUAGUUUAAUUUGUUGUAGACCACCACCAGGUAAGGUAGCAUGGACUAUUACGUAAUGUUUGAUAUGGCAUGUUAGAUUCACUUGUUCAGGAUAGAUGCGUGUGCUGCUCCCCUCCUGCUCCAAUAAUCUUCCUGGUCAACUUUUGCAAUCAUCACCUCAUGUUCUGCCUUAUAAUAUUGUCAUCUCUUUGAUCUAAACUCAUGAAUCAUUAAACACCAUAAGUCAUCUUAGGACCGUUGCUGCAACUAUCUUCAUGACUUUGGUACAAAGCACUAUUUUGUUGUUCCCACAUACAUGGAAUGCAUUGCAAUAGUAUGUAUAUCCAUUAAGUAGGUAUAUAUACAUAUCCUGAGUAACUGUAAUGUACUGGAGUAUGGAGAUGAUUGAACUUUGGAAGGAUAUUGUUUCCCUACCUAUUUCUGAUUAAUUGUAGAUUUUAUGCUUGAAUUCAUAGGUUUGGGUAAAUUAUGUUUCUGUUCUGAUGCAUUUGUUUUUACUGUACAUCUCUUUUAUUUCCGAAUACCUGAAUGUUCAUGUUGUGCACAGAUUAAUUUUAGAUUACCGAAUGUACACUCUUGUU
Triticum dicoccoides is the source of this 1711-nucleotide messenger RNA. RefSeq lists its product as uncharacterized. The coding region runs from base 35 to 1039 and encodes 334 amino acids. Gene Ontology annotation, biological process: cytoplasmic translation. Lineage: Eukaryota; Viridiplantae; Streptophyta; Magnoliopsida; Poales; Poaceae. Gene Ontology annotation, molecular function: structural constituent of ribosome; zinc ion binding. The record is from RefSeq and is a predicted model, not a curated record. The transcript has 3 exons. Gene Ontology annotation, cellular component: ribosome; cytosolic small ribosomal subunit.